UUUUGUAUUCUUUUAGUUUCUAAACUAUUUCAGCUUAAUAAUUAAGCGACUGAAUAUUUUAAAAGAAGAAAUUGCUUUUAUUAUAUAUUUUAUUAUUUUUACGGAUUAUAUUCUAUUUCAUAUCACGCUCGUCAAAGAGAAAAAGAGUAAUAGUUGUUUAUUAUCGCAUUUGCCUAUCUACUUUAAUAACUAAUGGUGGUAGGAAACUGUCACUCUGUUUCUAUUUAGUUAACAUGCGAGUUAAUCAGCAACUGAAGAGAGAUCGCGAUUAUCAAUCAGUGAGAAAAAGAACACUUGUUAGAACAAGAUGCAAAGUGAAAAAGACAGGUACCGAUGCGUUAAUUCACCAGUUCAAGUUACAAAGUGCUACAAAAACAUACAUUCUCGAGUCGAUCUGGAUUUGUAACAUCAAUUGAAAAACCAGUCUAAAAAAUAAGGAGAAAUCUGUUGCUGCUACAUAAUAUUUUACCAUCAUGGUGUGGGCGGUGUUGUUAUUGGCAGUGAUUACAUUGACUAAUGCAGCAGUUCCAGAUCCACCAGAAAAUUCAAACAUUAACACGAGCAAUUCCAAAAAAUCAGUGACCGCCAUUGACUGUAACGAAUUUGUCGCUUUCUCUGCCAUUCAAGGAUCGAUUAAUGAAGCUAAACUCAUCUUUGCCGAGACGCUAAUAGAUAAAGGAGUCGAGUACGAGUUGGAGACCGGAAUUCUUACCAUGUAUUGUGAAGGCAUCUACCAAUUUAGCUUCGCUGGAUAUGGUAACACAAAUCUGCGGCUGACAUUGAAACGCAGAGAGUACAAAUCCGACAGUUGGACAACUAUUGUUAGCACUGGUCCAGGCGGAGGAAGCCAUCUCGUCCUAUUGGAUAUCGACUUGGGCAAUCAACUUGCCGUCUUCGUUGAAUCUGGGGAAAUCAUUCCGGACGGAAGCAGCUUCACGGGUCUCCGCGUUUAUAAAGUUCAUUAGAAACAAAAGUUUUAAACAAUUUAAGCUACUGGCUACCAUUAGAGAAACAAAAUUAAUAAAUUAUGAACUAAAACUGAAUAAAAAAAGUUACUGAUUAAGAUGAUUGUUUCAUUUAAUUAAAAUUUUUGAAAUAUUUAAAAGAUAUUUAAUACAUAAAAAAUUAUAAAAAAUUUGUUAUAGUUUGGAAUUUUUUAAAUCAAAAGACUCGCUCAAUUUAUACCCAAACAGCACACAAUUUUUAAUAAACGUCUUUUGGUUUUUAUUUUUUCCACAUAUCCACAUAUAUAUGUAAUACAAAUGUUUUAAGAGCAUACGUUAAUAGACGUUCAAAAUUGAUUUAUAUUUGGACGUUUUAAAAAUGUUUGCAAAUAAACUCUUGCCUAAAAAAG
This is a messenger RNA of Monomorium pharaonis (pharaoh ant), 1354 nucleotides long. RefSeq lists its product as uncharacterized. Bases 474 to 965 code for a protein of 163 amino acids. Gene Ontology annotation, molecular function: protein binding. The transcript is spliced from 3 exons. Lineage: Eukaryota; Metazoa; Arthropoda; Insecta; Hymenoptera; Formicidae. The record is from RefSeq and is a predicted model, not a curated record.